UUUAUACGUCCGGCAUCUUUAUAUAGGAGACAAAUAAACCUUAUUUACAUCAGGCAAUUCAAAUUUCUUUCUCGCCAAUUGUUGAUUUGUUUGUUGUCCAAAAAGGGGACGAAAAUGUAAUUCCCUCAUUUUAAAACAACAACGCUCUUACCAACGAACUGGCAAUUACGGUAAUUAUAAAAAGAAGGUAGGAUUCUCUCUCACUCUCUCUCCAACAACAAUCUCAUAAUUGGCGCCAUUAUAAGCUUCAGGCCUGCAAUUGCAGGCUUUUUCUUUGUUGAAAUGAUUGCUACUGGUUAUCAAAUAAUGGUGCAGACAAAAGCCGAGAAACGACCAUCAGUUGAAAACUUAUGGCCUUGUGUAUUUCCACCCGAUGCCCCCAAACACGGUACUUUGACGGAAAUAUCUGGAGUCAAAGAAGAGGAGCUAUUGUUGAAAAUCAUUGCACGAACUGUUUUGCCUGAGAAAUAUGGCGGCAAAUCCAGUCAAGUCGUUCUCCUUGACUUGAACCACAAAAUUGAUGAAAUUGAAAAACAUCUAUUGGAUGUGAUGUCGUUGAGUGAGAACUUUUCCCAAGAGGAUCCAAAUCGAACCGAUGAUAUUAUAAGAACGUGUUUGGACUCCAUCAUUUUUAUUGCCUGUUACUCGUCAGAACAAUUUGAUUUGGCCCUCGAAGAACUUGAGGAAUUGUUGUGGAACAACGAGAACAUAACCCUGUUGUCUAUCUUUGGAUUGGAUGCUUUCUAUUGGGAUGAUUGUUAUGAUCGUCUACAGCGUAUGAUUAUCCACUAUCGAAAUUUGUGUCAGCGUUUGCAGAAGAUCUGUAAACAACAUAAAAUAUGUUGUAUUUUUACGAUGGAAACGAACUAUUUGCAAACCAAAUUAAACGGCAAGGUCAAGAUUCACGCACAUACCAUUUCACCCGACUGUUGGUGCUGCUGCAGCAGACAUUUCUGGUGUUCCAUUUGAAAACAACUUUCCGAAGUCUUCUAUGGCAGCAGACGUCCAAAGUUCAAUUUUCGUAUAAUGUUUGUAAACAAAUAGUUUAGGAAAUAUACCUCGACCCACAUUGAUACAAGCAUAACUACACAGAUAUAUACAUACAAACAUUUAUACCUAUGUGUCUGUUUGUAUGUAUCUGUAUAUCGAUAGUAAGUGCCUAUAAACCUGGGGAGUUGUUAAAGGUCAAGUUGCUGGCUAGGGGGGUGCGCGUGUGUGCUUUGUUAGUGUUUGUCCAAAAUAUAAUAAUUCAUAAAUAAGAGAUUAUUUUUGUUUAUUAAUUCACUUUGACAGUAUCUCGUCUAGACAUACAGAAUGUUGUUAGAUGUGUUUUUUUUUUUUUUUUUUGGAAUUGGGUU
Musca domestica (house fly) is the source of this 1358-nucleotide messenger RNA. RefSeq lists its product as uncharacterized. The coding region runs from base 283 to 969 and encodes 228 amino acids. Gene Ontology annotation, biological process: DNA strand invasion; double-strand break repair via homologous recombination. The transcript has 2 exons. Gene Ontology annotation, cellular component: centrosome; Rad51B-Rad51C-Rad51D-XRCC2 complex; replication fork. The record is from RefSeq and is a predicted model, not a curated record. Gene Ontology annotation, molecular function: four-way junction DNA binding. NCBI's taxonomy places the organism in Eukaryota, Metazoa, Arthropoda, Insecta, Diptera, Muscidae.